AUGGCGACUCAUCGUCGCGACGACUCGCCCUCGGGUCUCUCAGACAUCGUCGAGGGCGAAGGUCUGCUGGGUACUGGUAUAACGACUCGACAUAUCGAAGCCUUUGGGCGAAAGGUCACCUCUACUGCGGGACAUUUGAUCGGACCGGGCGACCAGGCUCAUGGCUCUCAUUAUCAAAAUGCCAUGUCUGACAUUCACCGCGAGCUACGUCGGCCUGCGGCGCAGCGAAAAGUAUUUUCGCUGACGCAAACGACUCCAACCGAUUUGAUGCGAUCGAAACUGUCCACGUCGGAAAUCCAAUCGCGGGCGCUCUCCUCUCUACCAGAUGAUCUGUUGGCGAAUAUUCCCGAGGACACGAGCUCUUAUUCCUUAUUCCAGGGAUUUAAGGCAAGCGUUCCAGAAGAAGAACCGACCACUAAAAAACACAGGAGGCGAAGUUCCAAGGCGCAAAAGGUGCUCAAGGACAAUGAGAAGGCCGGGAUGUUAAAGGCAGGACCCACGGCGUUGAGAGAGGAACGAAAAGCGCUGGCCCGCCGAUUGGACCUCAUGGGGAUACGAAAAAAUAUGUGCAGCGCUGAGAUUCACGAGAUCGACAACAAGAUCGCCAACCUGCACAAGAUGCGGCAGAUUGUGCUGGACCGUCUAGCUGGGCUAGAGAUGGAUGAAGCUGCAAUGGAGGUGGAGAUCACGGAGCUCGAUAACAAGCUGGAGGACUUCCCAGAAGAGGAAACAUCAGAGCCACCGUCAACAGUCGAAACGCCAAGGUCCGCUGAUGCUACGAGUGACACCGCUACCCCCACAAUCGAUCCCGCCAUGGAUGCUUCCUUCAUGUCGGAGUCCAUUUAUGAGAAGCUGCCAACAUCGUCUCCUCGGAGCCUGCGACAUCGAUCGAUCCGAAAGCGAUCUAUGCCGAUCCUCCACGAACACUUUGCUCCUGGCUCCUUGAUCAAGGAGAUCGAGGCUCACACCGACAUGGUCACAGCGAUUGACUUCGAUUACCCCUUCGGGACCAUGGUCAGCGCAGCCCUGGAUGACACUGUUCGAGUUUGGGAUAUGAAUGUCGGCCGCUGUUCUGGACUUCUAGAGGGACAUCAUGCUUCAGUCCGAACCUUACAGGUGGAAGACAACAUUGUGGCGACGGGCUCUAUGGACGCCUCCGUGAGAUUGUGGGACCUCAGUCGCGCCAGACCUGUCAGUCGGGACAACCGAUUGAAUAGACAUGAGCGCGAAGGCCUGGAUGGAGAGGAAGGGAUGCAUCAGCCUGUCGGGCCAUCUUCGAACCUUGAAGACUGCCAUGUCUUCUCACUUGAGGCGCACGUCGAUGAGGUCACUGCCUUGCACUUCAAGGGUGACACGCUGAUUUCCGGCUCUGCAGACAAGACUUUGCGCCAAUGGGAUCUGGUCAAAGGUCGCUGCGUUCAAACUCUAGAUAUUCUGUGGGCUGCAACUCAAUCAUCCGCCUCAAGUGCUGGCGAUAAUCACUGGCGCCCCUCUGGCCGCCUUCCGGACGCAUCGGCCGACUUUGUUGGAGCGGUGCAAUGCUUCGAUGCGGCGUUAGCCUGCGGAACGGCAGACGGCAUGGUCCGCCUCUGGGAUCUCCGCAGUGGUCAGGUUCAUCGGAGUCUAGUUGGUCAUACAGGUCCCGUGACCUGUCUCCAGUUCGACGAUGUUCACCUGGUGACGGGUAGCUUGGAUCGAAGUAUUCGGAUCUGGGACCUUCGGACUGGGUCUAUCUACGAUGCCUACGCCUAUGACAAGCCUGUCACUAGCAUGAUGUUUGAUUCUAAACGCAUCGUGGCUGCUGCAGGGGAUAACGUGGUCAAGGUCUAUGACAAAGCGGAUGGCCACCACUGGGACUGUGGCGCUGGCGUUGGUCUCGACGAGGAAGGCUCCUCCCCUGCUAUUGUCGAGCGAGUACGCCUCAAGGACGGAUAUCUGGUGGAAGGCCGCAAGGAUGGUACUAUGGGUGCUUGGACAUGCUAA
Molecule: messenger RNA, 1983 nt
Organism: Penicillium diatomitis
Lineage: Eukaryota; Fungi; Ascomycota; Eurotiomycetes; Eurotiales; Aspergillaceae
Gene: mdv1
Exons: 4
Coding region: 1-1983 (660 amino acids)
Biological process (GO): negative regulation of transcription by RNA polymerase II
Cellular component (GO): transcription repressor complex; nucleus
Molecular function (GO): protein binding
Source: RefSeq, a predicted model, not a curated record